This is a messenger RNA of Rattus norvegicus (Norway rat), 2569 nucleotides long. RefSeq names its product similar to human chromosome 21 open reading frame 140 (gene C11h21orf140). The record is from RefSeq and is marked provisional. The transcript has a single exon. The coding region runs from base 6 to 761 and encodes 251 amino acids. NCBI's taxonomy places the organism in Eukaryota, Metazoa, Chordata, Mammalia, Rodentia, Muridae.
GCCCCAUGGCCCGCUUCACCAACUGUCUUCUGAAGGACAUCAUCAUCAGAAGUCAGUUUGACAGCACCAAGAGGAGGCAGUGUCUUCAGUAUCUCAACGCUCUGAGGUCGCUCCAGCGUAAUGGAUACAAGACCGUGUAUUUUGGGGAAACUGAGAUCCCAGAAACUCUGGUCACCGGGGAAGACUUUAGUGAUAACGGUUACAUGCAUACGCCAUCCUGGUGUAUUCUACAUGCUGGGGGCAGUCAAGGGUGGGUGCCUUGGAAAUACCGCAUGUUCCUGAAGGACGACCUGCACAUCAAGCAGGAAGAUGGCCUAUUUUUUGAGUUCUGCGACAUUGCGAAGAGGGCCUAUGGCAAGUGCGCCAUCGUGGUCAAAGGGAGAAGGCAGCAAGAUGAGACGAAGUUAAAGACAAGCAAAGGGGAGGAGGGCCAGGCCUACAUUCCAAGAAGCAUUAAUUUAACAAGCAUCGUGUGCUCCCCAGGAGUGGCCAAGUCCUACGGCCACGAACUAAUCUCUCUGCCUCUCCCCUAUAAUUAUCUGAACCCCUUAGACUCAGCCUGGUCUUUCGUGAAAUGGUUUAUCAUAAACAACCGGAAAGAGUUUUGCCUGAAGUCUGUUGACAACGUCUACACUUACCAAUAUAUACUCUUCAGUGACUUAAUUACCAAAGGGAUUGAGAAGGUUAAUCUGACCAAGUGGAAGGCUCUAACCAACAAGGUUCGGAGGUGGGAGAACUAUUAUCUCGGGAAGUUCUCUUAAGGGCAUCUCAUCCACAAAGCGCUGAGCUGAAUGGUCUUUGCUGCUAACCGUGGAGUCCAAGUCUGACUCGCCAUCACCAAAAACACUCUAGGAGUGACCUCGAGGGAUUACCUUCUCAACUGGGAGGUUCCUAAGGGUUAUCCGCAAAGUCCUGGGGUUGAUAGAGGCUCUUAAAGUUUGUUAGUAUUGUAUGGCAUCUCAACUCUCAUCUUGUGAUGGCUACCUCGAGGACCAUGCUUAGGGGAGGAUUGGAAAGACUCUAGCCCAGUGGAGGGUUCUGGCAAGCAGGAUUAAGGGACGUGUGAGCAAACCCUAGGUCUAAGAAAAACAAUAAACACUCUGAUUUAAAUACUGAGCCGAUGAACUUUAGACUAUUCCACAAGGAUCCACCAUGCCAUGAGCAAGAGACGUGAGCACACAGCUGUCGAGCCAGUGCUAUUCCUCUGUGAGGUAGUGGCCGUAUGUCCAAGCCACAAAAGGAAGCCAUGAGGACAUCAAAGGCUUAAGGGGUCUUAGGAAAAGGGGGGCUAUGGAACCCACAUAUCCAACCUGCAAGAAUCCCAUCCCAAGGGUCCAAGGUUGCCAUGGUGUUUAUCUCAGGCCUGCUGAGCCACCUGCAGUUGGUACAAUCUCCUGCUCAAACCCGGGGUGCCUGCUGUGGGCUGGAAGGAUCUGUGCUUGCACGUCUGUUACAGGAAAAGCCUGACCCCUGCGAAACCCACCACAAAGAUCCUGCUUCCUUAUGCAUGUUCAAGCAAUGACUCUACAACAGAAGCAGUUACACUGGGGUGCAUCAAAUAAUGACCUACAUGAAAAAUGUGGGCAGCCACCAGGUGGGAGCAGAAAGGCCGUGAGAACUCAACUUGGUCUUCAGGUUUGCUGAACCUGCAAAAAAUAAAAAUUGCUCUAAGGACAAGUCUAUGAAAGGACUAGCUUACAAAGAUGUCCACCAGUUCCCAAUGGAUUUAACUGUGGACGAAGUUGUAAAGCCAGGUCACUGCCAAUGCGGAAUGCUUCCUAGUUCAAUCUUGUCUUCCUCCUUUCCAGAACCUUCUGGUGUUAUUCAGAAAGAGGCUGUGGGAUGAACAGAGGGAUGGACAGAGGCAUCUGCAGCUUUAAUGCUCUUCAUUGGUAAGCUGCAGGUUCAGUGGUCUUUCCAAGUUGGAGCAAAGGGGAUGCAACACACGCCUUAUCUAAAGGGUGUCGCACCCCACACCACCAAUCGCUUGGACCUACAAACUUCACCUGUUGCAGAUCCAACUCUUACGCUGUGCUGUAUGAGCUUCUGGUGGCUGCUGUAACAAAGGGCUGCGAACUUGGUGGCCGGAAGCAGAACUUUAUUCUUUGCUGUUCUGGCUAUGGGGAGCCAGACGUCAUUUUCACGGACUGUCAGCAGCAUGGCCACGCUGCUGCGGACUCUAAGGAAGACUGCCACAAGUGUCUCCCAGUUUCUGAUGGCCCUCUUGCCCUUGGCUAGUGUCAUCUGCUGUCCAUGAAGCAGAAGCUGAUGAACAGGCUCCAUGGGCUUCGAGCCAGAAAUGCUGGAAGAGUUAAAGGCCUCCGAGGAGAAGUGAGGAGGUUUGGGCAGCCUGCAUGGGGUGGGUAGCCGAGGUCCCAGGUCUCUUCCUGUGAAUGGUCAGCUAUGGCAGAAGUGACAGUACCAGUGGCAGGUGCUGCAGGGCCAGCAGCAGGAGCCUGGCCAGCUAGGCUGGUCCAAGGUCCAGCCAUGAGUGUUUCUAGAGAGAGAUCUCUUCCCCAUGCAUUACAGCUCAGUAAAAACAGCCAGUCUCAGACAAUCCUCGGUGAAA